UUCUACGUUGCAACUGACUGACUGACUGACCGUUUCUUGGUAAACAGUGAUCAACAAUAGGUUCAUACACCACUCAUCUUGUCAUGAUCCUAGAGCCCAUUUGCAUCCUUGGUUUUGAAGCUGCGGUGUUCGAAUUCCCUUCGGAGGAUCCUUUGUAUUCACCAUUUCUGUUGAAGCCCUCUCUGAACAUUCACUUUUCAUCCUUCGAAUUUUGUCAGCAACACUUGUGCCAUGAGAAUGCAGUGAGUAGGUCUCUUCCAUGACAGUGGCUACAUAAGAGUAACCUCUUGAAAACAUUCUCUACUCUCAACUAUACCUGGGCAUUUGAGGGUAUUUCCAUUCAGUUUUUUUUUGUCUUUUUCAAUAAUGAUUCUCAGAUAUAUCAAUCUCUUUGCAAAAUAUUUAAUUAUCGUCUAAAAAUUUUUUUAAAUUUUAUGUUAUCUACUUAUUAAUAGUAUGUCCAACAGUGAUUAUUCUAAUCUGAAUGAUAUACAAACAUUAGAAAUUGAAUUUUUAUUUUCUAUUUUUGAAAAUAAUCAAAAUCAUUGUUCAUUAGAAUAUGAUAAAUUAUCACGACGUGGUUCAUUCACAUUUCAUCCACAAUUCUAUGAACCUAUUAAAUUAUAUGGACCAUUUAUAAAUAUAAAAUUAAGAAAUAACUACGCAAUUGAAUCUGUACCUAAUACAAUCGAUAAAUAUUGUUAUCAUUUAAAAUAUUUCCCUGUAUUUAUUAUGACAUUUACACUUCCAUCUACUUAUCCUGGACAUAUUGCUAAUCUAUCUAUACCUGAAUUCACCUUAUCAUCAAUUUGGUUACCGCAAUCAAUUCUUAUUGAAUUAAAAAUGAAAUUAAUUGAAAUUGCCAAUAAUAAUUUAGGUGAAGUGACACUUUUGCCAUGUAUAGAAUUUCUACAAAAUGAAUAUUUCUAUGAAAUGAUUGCUAAAUUCACUGACAAUAAUCAUGAAUUAUUUACAUUUGAUCUUUAUAAAUUUUAUGAAUAUUAUACAUCAGAAAUAAAUUUAUCCAUUGAAGAUAUUUGUUAUUUAUUCAUCUCAAAUAAUGAUGAUCGACUUGAUAUAGAAUUUGCUGAAACAUUAAUUGAAUGUAAUGUAUGCUUUGAAAUAAAAAAAGGAAAAUUAUUUAUUAAAUUUAAAAAAUGUCAAUGUUUUGUUUGUCGUGAUUGUACAAUUGAAAGUUUUAAACUUUCAAUUAAUGAAUCAUUAUUUAAUGGACCAUUGUCAUGUUUACAAUGUAAUGAAGAAGUUGAUUAUACAGAGAUUCGUUAUAUUUUACCUAAAGAUCUAUACAAUAAAUAUGAAUCUUUAGUAUUAAAACGAAGUUUAGAUAUUAUGCCAGAUAUUGUAUAUUGUCCAAGACCAAAAUGUGAAUUUCCUGUUCUCUUAGAUUCAGAAAAUCUUGGACGUUGUCCACAAUGUGAAUUAAGCUUUUGUCCUAUGUGUUUAAAAACAUAUCAUGGUGUAAAUCCAUGUAAAAUUAAAUUACAAACAUUUGAAACUAUUCAACAAGACAACAAUGAAUUGAUUCAACGUCGUCUAAAAGAAGACGAAGAGUCAGAGAAGUUAAUUUCAGAAAAAUAUAAACUUUGUCCAGGUUGUUGGACACCAUGUGAAAAAAUUACUGGUUGCAAUAAAAUGACCUGUUCCUAUUGUCAUUUAUUUUUCUGUUGGUUAUGUUUACAAGCAAUUCAUAAUCGUGACAAUCCAUAUGCACAUUUUACAGAUGGUACAUGUAAAGGACAAUUAUGGACAGUAACUGAUCCGAUAACAAUUGAAUUUACAUGA
Molecule: messenger RNA, 1803 nt
Organism: Schistosoma turkestanicum
Lineage: Eukaryota; Metazoa; Platyhelminthes; Trematoda; Strigeidida; Schistosomatidae
Source: the annotation of a GenBank genome assembly